AAUCUGGAUUCAUUCGUGACAUGGUGGAAAAACCGAGGUCGCGAUGUUGUACGAGAGACGCAUUUGUGGGAGAAUAUUAUCUUAACAAAUUCCUGGCAAGUGGGGAGUUCGAAUUGUGUUUAUUUAGAUUGAUGCGAAUAAACCACUGUCAAUUUACACAAAAAUGGGGAUCACAUCCUCAACCAUCAAAAUCGUCAACGACACGAGCACCGACAUCGUCACCACUUCUGUAUCCGGCUUAGAUAGCUUCGAUUUUGUGAAAAGGAAUCAUCCAAGCAACAAACUAAACGGCUUAUCCAUAAAUGCCAAACGAUCAGUAGAAUGCAUCGUAGACCUCUACUCACCUGCAAGCCAUUGCCCUGUGACUGUCACGUUAACUUUCAAAGACAAAUCCGAAGACACUUUCCGCAUAGAUCUAAAAUAUGCUGUGGGAUGUUGCGCGCGAUUCAACCACAGCCAAAGAUCACACAAAAUGGCAUAUAGACUCGACAAUAAGAAGAUCAUUGUAACGAUCGAAAACACUGCCGAACAAAACAAGAACGAAGAAGCUGAGGAAUUGUUGAGGAAAGCUAGAGAGGCGAUGAGACAACGAUUGUAUGAUCGAUCUCUUGAUCAUAUUAAUCGCGCCAAGAAUUUAGCAACUAGAGCUGAUAUAUUUAGGAAUAUCAGGAGUGAGGAAAGUAAAGUUUGCAGUUCGUAUGGAGACAGUAUUUUCGCAGCAGGUUUAACUAUGGAAAGAGCAGAAAACUUACAAGCAGCGGAAGGUAAAUUUUCAAAAGCAAUGUCGUUCUUCCAACGAUCGUUGAAAUUGGUGUAUAGUGGAGAGACACAGCAGAAGAUUCAUCUUUCCGAGUUGAAGAUAAGUGGAAACAGAAGUGUCAGUGAGGCUAUGAAACUAAAAGAUGAAGCUUUUGAGAUGGUCGACAACGAAGAAUAUGGAACGGCCUUGAAUAAAUACGAAGUAGCUUUGCACAAAUAUAAAGAAGCUAGAAGAACAUACGUGGAAGGCUCCAGAUUAAGAGAAGAAUAUUUUUCUGAUUCUGUGAAACGUGUAGAGCAGCAGAUCGAAGAAAUUGAUGGUGCAACAACAAACACCAAAGAACGGAAACGGAACCAAGAAGCUACAGAAUUGAUAAUAUUAGCAAAAACAGCAACCAAUGAACAUCGGUAUUAUCAUAGCCUCGAAUAUCUUAACCGUGCUAAAAUACUGACGAACCAAAGUGAUGCAAUUAAAACCAUUAAGAACGAAGAAUGUCAAGUCUAUUGUCUACUCGGAGAAACUUUAUUCCAAGAAGGUAUGCGCUUGGAGAACGACGGAUCAUCAAAGAGGGCACAAAGAAAAUUCGAUGAAGCAAAGUCUUGUUUUCAACAAGCUGUCAACUUGGACAUAUUUGGACAAGAGACGGAAAGUCUCUUUCACAGAACUAUGUCUUGGGUCCAAGGAAAAGUCGGGUUGUUUCAAAACAAGCCUCAACAAAAUUUGCACAUCUCCGAGCUGAAGAUCAGCGGAAAUAACAGCUUCUUUCAAGCGGCGAAGUUAAAAAACCAAGCCGUUGAUAUGAUUAGAACUAGAAAUUAUCAAAUGGCUCUGAAUAAAUAUGCCGCAGCUUUGGGUAAAUAUCAAGAAGCUAAAAAAAAAUUCGCGGAAGGUGCCAAGUAUCGAAAAGAAUAUUUCUCGAAUUCUUUGACUGUAAUCGAUGCUCAAAUCGUGCAAAUUACUGCUGCUAUGGAAAGCACUUAUGAGCGAAAAAGAAGUGAAGAAUUCGAGCAGUUGAUGGGAGACGCUAGAGAAGCUAAAGAGCAACGUAAAUACGAUUUUGCUUUUAAAUGUCUUGAACGCGCUAGAAUCUUGGCAAAUCAAGCUAAUACAAUCGAAAUUAACAACGAAGAAAGUCAAGUUUGUAACUUGUAUGGAGAAGCAUUGUUUAAAGAAGGUGUUAGCUUGGAGGAAGAAGGACACUUCGAAAAGGCACAUACAAAAUUCGUAGAAGCAAAAUCGAUGUUUCAACGAGCUGGUGAAGAGUUUCAACGACAGUUGUAUCUGAUCGAAACGAUGAUCGAUAGAAACAGAUCUUUGACUCAAGCGUCCAAACUGAAAGAUGAAGCACUUCAGUUGAUCAAAAAGGAAGAAUAUUUUCUAGCUCUUCAUAAAUUUGACGACGCUUUAAAUAAACACGAAGAAGCUAGAGAAGUGGAGAAUACUGGACUCUGUCAACAUUUUUCAACCAAAGCUAUUACCAAACAAAUCGAGCAAAUCACUCUUGCGAUUGAAAACACCAAAAGCAAAGUACUAAUACAGAAAGCUAAAGAAGCAGCAAAACAACACUUUUUCGAAUUCGCUCUUGAAAAUCUCGAUCGUGCUAAAGCUUUUGCCAACCAGUCUGAAGCAAUUGAAUGUAUCAAAAGCGAAGAAAGGCACGUUCUUAAUUUGUGUGGAAACACGAUGUUGGAAGAAGGUUUGCUUUGGGAAAAAGAGGGACACCUGGAAAGAGCACAAGACAAAUUUGAAAAAGCAAAGAGUUCGUUCCAAAAAGUUAUGACCUUGGAUGAAAAUGAACCGGCUUUAUUUACAAAAGUGAAGUCCUGGUUUGCACAAAACAUAGGCUUGAGUAACGAAAUUCAACAAAAGUUGCGUUUAUGCGAGUUGAAAAUCAGUGCAAACGGAAUUUUUGCUGAAGCUAUUGAGCUAAAAAAGAGUGCUGUUGAAAUGGUGAAGAGUGAACAAUAUCAAAUGGUUGUGGAUAAGUACAAUGCAGCUUUGACUCGGUUUGAAGAAGCCAAGACACAGUAUGUGGAGGGUGAACACUACAAAAAAGAGUAUUUUGCUGAUUCUGUAGCAAUAGUGAACGAACAAAUUCAAGAAAGCACUCAUGCUAUCGAAAACGCUGUAAAAACAAUGCAGAACGAAGAAGCUAAAAAUCUAGUGACGCAAGCUAAAAAACAACGCUCGUACCAAUUGGCUCUUGAAUGUCUUAACCGUGCCAAAACGUUGGCAAAUCAAACUGACACAAUCGACAUUAUUAAAAACGAAGAAAGUCGUGUUUAUAGCUUGUAUGGAGACACUUUAUUUGCAGAAGGCGUGAAUCUGGAGAAAAUGAUGCAGUCCGAAGAAGCACAAAGCAAAUUUGAUAAAGCAAUGACUGUAUUUGCGUUGGUUCAAGGCAAAGAGGGUCAAGAUAAGCUGAACCUCGUGAAGUUGAAGAUUAAUGGAAACAAGAAUUUCAACGAGGGUGUCGAAUUUGAAAAUGGGGCUGCCAUUCUUGAAAAAGGACGACGUAAAACAGCGUUGAAUGAAGCUUUGGGUAAAUACAGAGAAGCACGAGAAGAUUUCGUGGAGGGUGUCGGACAAAGGGAGGAAUAUUUUUGCGAAUCUGUGCAAGUUGUCGACGAACGUAUCGAGGAAGUUGCAGUUGCUGUUAAUGAUUUAAAUUGUGUGCAAAAGUUACAGGAUAAAGUCAGUGGGCUUACAAUUAAUAACCAAACACAGGAAGUUGUUCAAUUUACAGGAGACCAAGCAGUUGUCAUUCAAAGAUGUAUUUAAAUUCAAGUUAUGUACAUUAUUGAAAACCAGUACUCAGCGAUAAUAAAUUUAUUGUUGCUUUUCUA
Zophobas morio is the source of this 3606-nucleotide messenger RNA. RefSeq lists its product as uncharacterized. The record is from RefSeq and is a predicted model, not a curated record. The transcript is spliced from 2 exons. Gene Ontology annotation, molecular function: protein binding. Bases 164 to 3541 code for a protein of 1125 amino acids. Lineage: Eukaryota; Metazoa; Arthropoda; Insecta; Coleoptera; Tenebrionidae.